Acaulospora morrowiae is the source of this 246-nucleotide messenger RNA. NCBI's taxonomy places the organism in Eukaryota, Fungi, Glomeromycota, Glomeromycetes, Diversisporales, Acaulosporaceae. The record is from the annotation of a GenBank genome assembly.
GAAGAAGAAGCGACGUCAUCAACAGCUUAUCACAACUCGCAUCAAGACCUACCGCGAUCCAAUCAGAUGAAUAAUCCUGAGGAGAAAAUAUGGGACGUCAAAAGAGCACUCGAACUACGCCAUACCAAUAGUUUACCAUGUAUGCAACUGAUAUCACCUGCUCAACGGAUUGCGGAAACAAGCACGACGACCGAUGACCUAGCGACUCAUCAAUUGCUAACGAAAUACUACGAUGGAUAUGCUUAA